This is a messenger RNA of Plutella xylostella (diamondback moth), 2459 nucleotides long. RefSeq lists its product as uncharacterized. Lineage: Eukaryota; Metazoa; Arthropoda; Insecta; Lepidoptera; Plutellidae. The record is from RefSeq and is a predicted model, not a curated record.
AAUAAAAUUUUAUUUUAUGGUUGUCAGUGCUAUGUAUCGGUCGAAUUAUAUUUUAUUCUUGAGUAAAAUCUACUAAAUAUCAAAACUACGCUGUAGGGUUUAGCUUUAAAUUAUUUGUAAUGCAUGUUAAUUUAUUUCGAGAAGUAUACAUUGUAAGAUUUUUGCUACUACUAUGGUUUUGCACGGGUUCUUUGGGGGUCCGCUACCCUGAAUACUCAGGGGUGGAGAUGCCUCACUACGACUAUGAUGCGAACAGUCAGCCGGUGUCGGGGGCGCCGGCAGGGCCUGCGCCUGGAGAUGAGGACUACCAUGAACCUGAUGAACCACAAGAAGACUACAAUGAAGACAGUCCCCCCGACAAAAACGAAAAGUCUUUUCUAAGAAAAGAAAGUUGGUCUCCAUAUUCAAGAAAAAUUGUAUCAAGUCGCGGCCACGAUGACGACACGGAAAAUAUGAAAAACUAUAAAAUUGAGCGUCCAGUCCGACACAAAUCAGAAUUUAGUCCAACAAAGCGGAAUUGGUUCAAUCGCCAGAAAGAUUUGAGAGACGAGAUAGUGAUGAAAGGAGUGACCGUGCCGCGAUACAUGAACCAAGAUUUCCGUCAAGUAAUAGGAAAAAACAAAGAAGUGUUUAGUAAAAAUAAAGAUGCGGAAUUAGAGGAACCGGUUUCUGUUAUAUCAGAUGCAUUAAUUAGAAGGAAACCAAGAGAUAGGUCUUUAAUUGAGCCCUCGAUAGAGUAUGAUGGAGAAGAGUCAUUUGGUCUGCAUCGUCAGCCUGGUCUGCGGGCGGAGGGGGGGAGGAUGACGCGCGGGGAGCGAGAGGAAGCGCUGCGUCAACGUCAGCGAGAUAAAGAGAAAGUGAUGAAAGCUCCACCGAGACCAAAACGACCGCUGCCUGAAGAAGAUGACUAUGAUUAUGAUGAUAUGAAAAGAAUACAAAAAGUCAAAAGCAAAGUUACUACUCCUCCUCCAAUGUCACUGCUCGGUCAGCGGCGACUGAAGAUGCAGAAAAGGGGCAGACAGCGUGAAAGAUUCAGAAAGAUGCGGCGGUCUACGCUUAACAUCUUCCAAGACACUACGAACUCACAGGACGAAGAUAUGAAUGAUCCAGCAUUUUACACCGGCAUACAUGUAAACAUAUUAAAUGAAGUUCUACCAGCAAUCGAUGAUCGAAGGAAACAUCUAAUAGCACCUUCCACUGCACAAACAUUGCCCUCAGUAGUUAAUUAUGACGAUGAGUCAUUGGCUCCAGAGGAUGAUGUUCGCAAAAUAAAAUUACACAGAAAACAUCCCACCAACAAAAUAGCAAAAAAUAAAUCAGUAAAAAGAAAAAAUAAACAAAGAUAUAAAGCCAAAAAAGUAAACAAUGACGCUGAUGAAAAAGAAAAUUCUUCAGUUAUACAAGGACAGGAGCAGCGGUUGACUUCUCCAACGAUUCUAAAUGAACUUAAAAAAAACGAACUGAAAGUAAUAACCAAUAUUAAGUCCUAUACAGUUGGGGGAUCAAAAAAAGAUAGUUCAAAUUUGUUUACCGAAUCGGAAAAAUUUCAGAAGUACAACACAAUAGAAAAAGAAUUCAAAAGAGAUCUGGAAAAUCAAUUGAAUAUACAAAUGAUUCAAAAAUUAGUUACAGAUGCAGAUAAAUUAGACACCGUAAAAGAAACGAAUUUUAAUGGUAAUAAAUGCAUCAAAGAAAAUGAAAAUGACAUUGAGUGUAAAAAUCCAACUAACUCUGCUAUCUCUAAAAUAUUCGAAAUAACAACCACAGUAAAUAGUUCCGAUAUAACGCUUCAUAGAACUACUUCUGACACUGCAAUCAGUAAAUCUCCAUUAACCACGCAACAAAGAUUUACUAACGCAAGUUUAGAUGAUAAAUCAACGAUAAAUGGAUGUACGACUAUCUCUGAAAAUUCUUAUACUUACAACGCAUCAAUGAUGGAAGAAAGGUUGGAAAUAAUAAAGAAGGUUUUAAUGAAAGAGAAUCUCGUGAUUGGUGUCUAUGAAGAUGGGGAUGUGGAAGAAUUGAAGGAAUCGGAGAAGAAGAAGUCUAAAGGGCGGAUGAACCGUCAGGCGAAUUUCUGGGCGCCGGAGUACCUGGACAAAGUGAAAGAGGUGAUGCGGCGCCGCCUGGUGGCCCGAGCCGAGACCCCAGAACAGCUGGCCGAAGACUGGAACGACCUCGUGUGUGAAGACAUCGACGUUGAGACAUUACAGAAGAAAAUAUCAAAUUUGGCCCCACACCGCUUUUCUACAGCUGAUGUGUUGUUGUUUGUGCCCUUUUUGUUUUGGACGUUUAUUUACUAGUUGUACUAGAAGACACUCGUAUUUAUUUACAGCGAGCGUACCUAAGUACAUGUAGGUACAAACUUACUAUUUCUACUGUUGCUUUAUUAUUUUUACUCAGUUUUUAAAUGUAUUUUUCUUUAAUUUGAAUAUACAAAUAAACACUUUAUUUUGUUA